AUGGCGUCUGAGGAUGGCCUCAGAGAGAAGGUCGGCCGCAAGCUGACCAAGCGGCGGAAGGAGCACAAGAGGGUGUCGUUGGAUAUACCGGAGCGCUUCAAAGACGGCGACGAUGCGCAGGAAGACGUUACAGCUCCCAAGAGCAAGGAGACCAUGGCCAUGAACCAGUCCCUGUUCUCCAUGAUUACUAGGGCGGGCGGUCGAUCGCAGACGGACUUGCGCAGCACGCGCGAAGUCGACUCUGGUGAUAGUGAUGAGGAGGGUGGACCCAGCCCGCAUUAUCACAGUCUUGACGGAGCUGCACGACUCAGUCGCCUAAGUACAAUCAACACUUGGGACGAAUCUACAGAGGCUGCAGAGGAUACAAAAGAAAAGGAUAGCAAACACCGAAGGGGUCUCUCGGAAAACAAGUUGCUUAAAUCCUUACCUCGACUGAAUAUCAAGCGGAGGGAAAGCAAGAAGGGCCGCUCCAGUGAUCGCAUGAGUUCUUCACAAAUCCUCCCUCCCCGCGCCACGGAUGCCGCCGAGGAAAAUUUACUGGACAAGCAGAGGAUUAGGACGAAGGUUCUACCCGAGCCUGAAGCGCAGAGACUACCUCUUGAACCUCAACGGAGUAGACACGGCAGCACAUCAAGCUCGUCAAAAGCAAAAGCUCCCGUCACGCUUGCACAAAGAUUGAUGGAAAUAUUUGAGUUUGAUUCUCUGGAGGAAGUUAUAUCUGAAUAUCCGUGCUGGCUCCUACAGAGCAUCCUUCUUCAAGGCUACAUGUAUAUAACCCAGAGACACAUCUGUUUCUAUGCGUAUAUUCCAAAGAAACAUCAUGAUGUUGGCAAGACUGGAUAUCUUUCCAAGCGCGGGCGGUCGAAAUACAAUCGAUACUGGUUCAAACUGAAGGGCGAUGUCCUAUCUUACUUCACCAAUCCUGCUGAGGUGUACUUCCCUCGAAACCAGAUUAAUCUGCAGUAUGCUGUCUCGGCUUCUGUGGCGGAACAAAAAGAUCCGAGUAAAGACGAAACGUUUUUCAGCAUCACUACGGAUGAUCGGACCUAUCAAUUCAAGGCCGACAGCGCUGCGAGUGCGAAGGAAUGGGUGCGAGCGAUUCAAAAAGUCAUCUUCCGGACUCAUAACGAUGGCAACAGCGUCAAGAUAUCGCUCCCAACCCAAAAUGUUUUGGAUAUUGAGGAGAGCACACUCCUGGACUUCGCCGAUACAGUCAAGAUACGAGUGAUUGACAACGACGAGACAUUUGCUGUGGACGAUUAUUUUUUCUCUUUCUUUACCCAUGGACAGGAUGCCUUGAACGUAUUACGAAUAAUGGUAAACGAUAAUGACAUUCACGUGAACUCGCCUUUACCACAGGACCAUCAGAGCGCCUUGAAUCAGAGCACGUUGACUCAGAACGCACUAUCAAAAUCUCCACGCCAAGGCCGGUCUGUAGACCUUCGUCGCACCUCCGCUCAGACGAGCCCCAUCGAUACCCCCCAGAUUCGCGAAAACGUUAGGGCUACCCUUUCACCGCUACCCGCUGACCAUCUCGCCCGAUCAAGGUCUCGGGUAAGUGCAGAGUCCAGGCGUUCGAGUUCUGAUAUUAAUCGCCGAAGCGCUGAUAUUCGGCGGAGUAUGGAUGCCUCACGUGGAUUCCGACGGCCAAAUCAGGAGGCUAGGCGUAGUCUGAGCGAGAACCGACAGAACCCUCACCAGCGGAGUGGUGCUGGAGACAAAUCACCGCUUUCCGCAAAGCCGCAAGACUCCUCUGAUUCCGCGUCGAAUUCGCUUAAUCCCGGCACAGAAUCUUCUGCCGCAAUCCAGUCCAUCGAUGAAAGCAACGUCUCCGCCAGCCAGAUCCUCAACCGAAGCGAUGUUUUCCGGGGGCCAACCAUUCACCACCAAGGUGUAUCCACGUCGGCAGUGUCGGAUCCUUCUCUUGAUAAGUUUGCUAGACAAUCGCAGGACACGACACGCUCUUUUGGCGCGGGCAAAGUCCCACAACAGUCGCAUUCUAACAAGACACGCGAAAACACCGCGAAGACCAAUAUAGAGGAAGAGAACGAAGGCCAACAAGCAGCCGGGAGGUUGUCAGGAUCCUCGUCAGCCUUGCAGGAUUUUAUGGGCGCAGCCUCAUAUCCUUUGCAGAAAGCGACCGGACUGGCCGGCUUCAUCAGAACGCGAUCGAAGAAAAUGAGCAAUCUACUUGCUACAGAAUCCAUGGGUUACUAUGAGAAGGUUUCUGGGAUGUGGGCGGGCGGCAGGCGACACUAUAACACAGCAGAGGGUCUGCAGCCUGAGGACCAAGUGCGCGGAGCAGAGGACGAAGAGGAUGCCGUGAAGGCCGCCGAACACUUCCGAGAGCACUUUUCGCUGCCCGAAACGGAGCAGCUUCAAUCCUCCUUUUUCUGCCAUCUUCAGCGAGUACUCCCUACUUAUGGGAAGAUAUACCUGAGUAAUCACUACUUCUGCUUUCGAAGUCUCAUGAUCGGGUCAAGAACCAAGGUUAUACUACCUCUGAGAGACAUCGAGACCGUCAAUAAAGAAAAGGGGUUUAGGUUGGGGCUACAUGGUCUCGUCGUGGUGAUUCGCGGGCAUGAAGAACUGUUUUUCGAAUUUUCGCGGGCAGAGUUCCGAGAUGACUGCGCCGUUACCCUUCUCCGAAUUUUGGAGAGCACUCGGUACAUGGAAGAAGCCAGCAACGACAGCUCCGACAUCGACUCGGACGACGAGGCCGCGAAGGCAGAGCAUGACAUGCUGCAGGAAGCCCGAAAGAAAGCAGAUUCGAACCCUCCACUUGAGGCAUCUCAGAUCAUCCGCGAAUCUGGCAAGGGCGCACCUACUUUUCCGAUUCGAGAACUAGCUAAUACUGUGGUAGAGCAAGGAAGAAUACCACUCGUAUUCGACGACCCUUUGGCAUCGAUAGUAGAUUUUAAGCCUACUGCACCGAUGAGGAUUGUGUGUCUCACAAUCGGAUCACGAGGAGAUGUCCAGCCGUACAUUGCUCUCUGCAAAGCCCUCAUCAAAGAAGGCCAUGAUUGCUGCAUCGCAACUCAUGCGGAAUUCGAGCCCUGGGUUCGACAACACGGUAUCGACUUUCGGCCCGUGGACGGAAACCCAACUGAACUUAUGGCGAUAUGCGUUGAGCAUGGCAUGUUCACGAUCUCAUUCAUGAGGGAAGCGAACUCGAAGUUUCGAGGCUGGCUAGACGACGUUUGCAGGUCCUCUUGGCGAGCCUGCCAGGGCGCUGAUCUAUUGAUUGAAAGCCCAAGCACGAUGGCGGGCAUCCACAUAGCCGAAGCACUGGAAAUACCAUAUUUCCGUGCAUUCACGAUGCCUUGGACGAGAACAAGAACGUAUCCACACGCCUUCACAGUUCUGGAUCACAAGAUGGGAGGCAACUACAACUCUGUCACAUAUAUAACCUUUGAAACUGUCUUUUGGGCAGCAAUUCGAUCUCAGAUCAAUCGCUGGAGAACUACAGAAUUGGGACUGCAGAGCACAAGCCUGAGUAAGAUGCAACAGAACUCUCGGCCCUUCCUUUACAACUUCAGUCCUUCGGUAGUCGCUCCGCCACUUGACUGGCCGGACUGGAUUCGCAUUACUGGGUACUGGUUCUUGGACGAGCCUGGCUGGGAGCCACCUCAAGACUUGGUGGACUUCAUCAAGAAGGCGCGCAAGGACAAGAAGAAGAUUGUAUAUGUUGGAUUCGGCUCUAUCGUCAUUGACGACCCAGCGGCAUUAACAAAGGCGGUGGUAGACUCUGUUCUCAAGGCUGAUGUUCGUUGUGUCUUGUCCAAGGGCUGGUCCCAUAGACUCAACAGUGGCGACGCCUCAAAACCGGAGAUUCCACUGCCUCCCGAUAUUUUCCAGAUCCAAUCCGCGCCGCACGAUUGGUUGUUCACGCAGCUGGACGCAGCUGUUCACCACGGCGGUUCUGGGACAACCGGAGCUAGUCUCCGCGCUGGGAUACCAACGAUCAUCAAGCCCUUCUUUGGCGAUCAGUUCUUCUUUGGACAGCGUGUAGAAGACCUACAGGUCGGGAAGUGUUUGACCAAGAUCAAUACUACUGUUCUUGGUCGCGCGUUGUGGGAAGCGACAACCAGUGAAAGAAUGAUCAUCAAGGCCAAAGUCCUCGGCCAGAAAAUUCGAAAGGAGGAUGGAGUUGGAGUUGCCGUCCAGACGAUCUAUCGCGAGCUUGACCGCGCCCGGUCUCUUGUCAGGCACCGCGAGAAGCCAGUCGAUGGCGCCACGCCCGAGGCCGAAGAGGACUGGACCUGGAUCGAUGACGAGGAAGAAGAAAUGGAAAUGGCGCCGCAAGUCUCGCAUUGGCAGGCGGUUGCAGGUCUUGGGCAGGCACCGACCGAGGGGCGCUCAGGUAAUUCGGCGCAGGCGUUGGGGGGCAUAGUGCUGAAAGGUGCAGGUCAGACAGACCAGCGGCGUUAACAAGCAGUACGUUU
Messenger RNA from Mytilinidion resinicola, 4445 nucleotides. RefSeq names its product UDP-glucose:sterol glycosyltransferase. Lineage: Eukaryota; Fungi; Ascomycota; Dothideomycetes; Mytilinidiales; Mytilinidiaceae. The record is from RefSeq and is a predicted model, not a curated record. Gene Ontology annotation, biological process: carbohydrate metabolic process. Gene Ontology annotation, molecular function: hexosyltransferase activity; UDP-glycosyltransferase activity. The transcript has 7 exons. Bases 1 to 4431 code for a protein of 1476 amino acids.